Molecule: messenger RNA, 1191 nt
Organism: Paramecium pentaurelia
Lineage: Eukaryota; Ciliophora; Oligohymenophorea; Peniculida; Parameciidae
Source: the annotation of a GenBank genome assembly
AUGUUAAAUAAUGAAUUAAAUGAAUUUGUUAAGAAAGCAUAUAAACACAAUUUAUUGAGUAAAACAAUUUAAUAUAUCCUUCAAGCUCCAUUAAUAAGUAAAUUAAGAAUAAGAACAUAAGUAUUAAGUGGAUCUGUUAGUAUAGAUUAAAGUAAGAAAUAAUCAAGAAAAGUAACAAAAACAAAUGAAAAUGAGAUUAUUUAACAAUAAAAAAUUAGUGAUCAAUUUACAGGAAGAAGUAGUUCUAAACUGUCAAGCUCUAUCUUGUUAAGAUAAGAGAGAAGAAAUACAUAAUGUCAUUAAAAAUUGAUUAGAAUUUUAUCCAUUUCAUAAAAUGAAGUACCUUAAUAAUUAGCUGAUGUUUUGGGAGAAAUUAGUAAAAUUGAAUUGGAAUCUGAUGCUAAAUUAAGAUGUAAAACAAUAUAGGUUAGAAACAUAAGGAUUAAAAAAUAAUAAUUAGUUAAAUAUUUAUAAAGACAUUAUCCUGACAUUAUUUGUGAAUAAAUAGCAAAGGUCUUGAAAAUUCCUCAAAUUCUUAGUUUUAAUUAAUAUCAACAGUUGAUAAAAAAAAUUGAAAAUUUAGACUUAAAAUAAUAAAUCCGUAUCUGUUUUCUAGUAUAUGAUUUAAAUAAUUAAGCAGAAAUAACUACCCAUAAUUUAGUUGAAUUAUUAAAGCUCAAUGCUAAUCCAUCAAUUGAAUUAGAUAUUCUCCACAUGAUUAAAUAAACAAAGGUUUAGAUAUCAAAUUAGAUAAAUAAUGAUAUUAAGUAGAUGAAUCCAUUCACAUUACCACUUAGUGUAUUGAGAGUCUAAUUAGAUUAGAGUGUAAUUUUAUCAUAAAGAAGAUAUUCAGUGAUAUCAAAUGAUGGUAGAAGGAGACUCUUUGAUAAAAAUAAUUAGAGGAACUCAAUUGAUUUAAAUGUUGAAAUUGAUUAAGAUUGUACAAAUCAUUCUAGAAAUACUCCUACUAAAAAGAAAGUUAUGUUGAUUACUUAAAUAAAUAAAGAUGAAUAAGAAAUUGAUAUUUAAGGUACUAUAUAGUAUAAAUCUGAAAGAAAGAAAAAGAGAAGCAAAAUUAUGAAAGAUGAAAAUAAGAUUAGUAUAGAUUUGAAUAGAUUUCUUAAUAUAUGGUAUCCUUAAAAACCUAAUUUGUUUAAUGAUAUAAUACGAACUCUAACUGCAAAACCGUGA